CACUCCAGCGAGGGCAGCAGAGUCGGUGGUCCGUUCCGCAGCAAAACAACGACAUCGGUGUUAGAAAACGUAACUAUUUUUCAUUUUAGAAGGAUCGCAAGAUACCUUACAAUCCCUAACUCGCUUGGAUAGUGAUUAAAUAAAACGGACUGUACCGCGCUUACUGAAUAACCGGGUGAAGUUUUUGGUCGCGUUUAAGUGAACGUCCAGUGAGGUACAUAACCUAUAAAAGUGACUAAGGCCCGUCGUGUUUUCGUACGGACCCCUGCAUUUAUUCGAUUUUAGUCCUUCGUUUUCAAACGAUUUCGAGGUAUUGUGUUGUUUUCUGUGCGGCUGUACUGUUUUCUGUUUGUAGUUGAAUAGUUGCAGUGUUCGGGAUUGUGGUAGGGACGUCGCUCAAUUAUUAAAGUAAAGUUAUCGUGAACUAUUUUUGAAGAAGACAGUCUUUGCGUGGGCCCAUGACGUGAAGCCCCAACCUGCCGCUGCGAAAUGAGGCGGCUAGUUUUGGCACAGCUGUUGCUCUUCUCGGCGCUGGUAUCAUCAUCCAGCGACAUCGUGCGUACGUUUAACGUGUCGUCACCGGAAGUUGAAAAGUUUAACCAUUUGGUUGUUGAUAAGAACACCGGAAGGAUCUACAUCGGAGCCGUUAACCGGCUCUACCAACUAUCCCCAGACCUAGAGCUCGUGGUUGAAGACAAGACUGGCCCCGAGUACGACGCCGACGAUUGUACGGUUUUAGAAUGCAAUUCAGCUACGAGGAAUUUGACGAAAAAUGUAAAUAAGGCGUUGGUGAUAGAUUACACAACGACCAGAUUGAUAUCAUGUGGAAGUGUUUCUCAGGGGAUAUGCUCUGUGAGGAACCUGCAUAAUAUAUCGGACUUCAAGGUCGUUAGAGAGGCCGUGGUGGCCAAUGAUGCCACGGCUUCAACGGUAGCAUUUAUUGCACCAGGACCUCCGACGCCCCCCGUAUCUCAAGUGAUGUACGUCGGGGUAACCUUCUCCGGGAAGCCGCUGUACAGGUCGGAGGUCCCCGCGGUCAGCAGUAGAUCAUUAGACAACGAUAGAAUGUUUAGCAUCGCACACACUGCUGUUACUACCGGAACGCGUAUGUUCGUCAACUCCCUGGCGAGAGAACGAUAUGUCAUCAACUACGUCUACGGUUUUAGUUCCGAAGGCUUCAGCUACUUUUUGACCACCCAAAUGAAACACACCAGCUCUCAGAACCAAUAUAUCAGUAAGCUAGUGAGGGUAUGCCACGAUGACGAGAAUUACUACUCGUACACGGAAAUCCCCAUGGACUGUACCGGCGACGUGCACAAUUACAACCUGGUGCAAGCCGCGUACGUCGGCAAGGCCGGAUCGGACCUCGCUUCCGUCCUGGGAAUCACCGCGCAGGAUGACGUUCUCUUCGCCGUCUUCAGCGCCAGCCAAACUCCGAAUCCAAGUAGACCGAUGAACUCCUCGGCGCUCUGUGUCUACUCCCUGAAGGCGAUCAGGCGGAAGUUCAUGCAGAACAUCAAGAACUGCUUCAGCGGCAACGGAGAGCGCGGGCUGGAUUUCAUAUCUCCCAGCCAUCGGUGCGUGUCUACGAAACUGCAAACGAUAGCAGAGGACUUCUGUGGGUUGGAUGUGAACACGCCUUUGGGAGGUGAAGCACCAAUUUCCGCCGUGCCAGUGUUGGUCUUUAACACAAGAUUGACUGCAGUCGCAGCCACCUCCACGGGUGAUUUUACGGUAGUCUUCAUAGGGACAGCCACGGGACAUCUCAAGAAGGUGGUCGUAGAAACAAUGUCCUCCGGGUUGGAAUAUGGGGAUUUAACAGUCGAAGAAGGCUCGCCAGUCAAUCCCGACUUACACUUCGACGUCCAAUUGAUGCACCUCUAUGUCAUGACCGAGAAGAAGGUGUCGAAGGUGAAAGUGCAAGAAUGCAGUGUAUACAAGAGUUGCUGGGAAUGUUUAAAUGCAAAGGAUCCGUAUUGCGGAUGGUGUUCGCUAGAAAACAAAUGCAGUCUCAGAUCUGAUUGCUCGGACGCCGCACAGGAUCCUCUAUACUGGAUCAGUUACAAAAGCGGAAGAUGCACUACAAUCACCACCGUCACUCCAAAUCAACUACAACGCACUACAGCUAGAACGCUUGACUUGGCUAUUGAAAACUUGCCGACGUUAUCCGGAAAUUUCUUCUGCGCAUUCACAGCACUAGACAAAACUUUAAUUACUAAAGCGACCAAGAAAAAUUAUGGUGUUAAUUGUACUACACCUAGAACUGAUUUAUUACCAAACAUUCCACCAGGACAACAUCAUUUCACCGCAAAAUUAUCUGUUCGAAUGGAUUCUGGACCAGAUUUUGUAGCAACCAACUUCACAUUUUUCGAUUGCAACACGUACAGCUCUUGUACUCAAUGCGUAUCAUCAUCAUUUCCUUGCGAUUGGUGCGUUGAUGGACAUAGAUGUACGCAUGAUACCGCGGAAAAUUGCCGAAAUGAUAUUUUAGUAACUGGCAUAAAUCGUGUCGGUCCAAGUUAUCGUUCUGGUCCUGGUUUUUGUCCUACAAUCAACGCAACAGUUGGGAAUUCACCGGAAAUUCUUGUUGCGCAUGGGAUAAAGAGAUCCAUAAAAGUCAAGGUCCAUAUUAUCGGUCAAUUCAUUGUACAAACUCGCUUUGUGUGUCAAUUUAACAUCGAAGGAAGAGUAACAAGCGUUAACGCUCAACUUCUUGGAGAUACCAUUUAUUGUGAUUCCAUGGAAUUUUCUUAUUCGUCUCACGCACCGAACAUCACCGCUUCAUUCGCUGUUAUUUGGGGAGGAUCAAAACCUUUAGAUAAUCCGGAUAAUAUUCACAUUGUUAUAUAUCGAUGUCGCGAUAUGGCGGAUAAUUGCGGAAUGUGUUUAGCAUUAUCCGAAAAAUAUGAAUGCGGCUGGUGUCAAAGUACCGAUAGUUGUGAAGUAAAAGAUCAAUGUGAGAAAGGUUUCUCGGUGUGGUUAAAUAGAAGUCAAACGUGUCCGAAUCCAGAAGUAACAUCGUUUAGUCCGGAAUUAGGGCCAUGGGAGGGUGGUACAAAUAUAACGAUUGAAGGUAUUAAUCUUGGAAAGGUCUUCAAAGAUAUUUAUAGCGGUGUAAACAUCGCUGGUAUUAACUGUCAGCCAUACGAACAACUUUACGUAAAAACGAAACGGAUCGUUUGCAAAGUUGAUGGACCUGGAACAAAUGAACCACGAGAAGGUCCGGUUGUGGUUCGAGUUGAAGAUUAUCGAGGGGAAUCUAGGACUAACUAUAAGUUUGUUAAUCCGGUAAUAACAGGAAUUAGCCCACAAUAUGGACCAAAAUCAGGUGGAACGUCUUUGAGGAUAACCGGGGAAUUCAUGAACGCUGGAAGCAAUAUUCAAGCUUUUAUCGAUAAUUUACCGUGCAAUAUUUUAUCCAAAGAACAAACCCAAGCUUUGUGCAUAACCAGCGCCGCUAGUCAAGCGUUUGAAGGCACCGUUAAGAUGAAAUUUGACAAAGGUGAUCGUGUACUUGAUAAUAUUAAAUUCCAAUAUGUAGACGACCCAGUAAUUGAUUCCGUCGACUCUGGAAGCAGAGUUAAAGGACCUAAAGGUAUACCAGCUGGUGGAAUUAGAAUUUCAGUUACAGGAAGGAACCUUGGAUAUAUUCAACAUCCACAAAUGUAUGUUUAUUACAAUCAAAUGAUGACAGUAAGCCCAUGUACUGCACAUACAAACACAACAAUGACAUGCUUCAGCCCCGACAUUGAUGCUGAUAGCAAAACGUUAAACGCCGAUGCUCCUUUACAGCUUGAAUACGGCUUUCGAAUGGACAACGUUUUAGGAGUCCAAAAUCUCACCAGUACAGCCAACGGUUUCGCAUCAUUCCUUUUAUAUCCAAAUCCACAUUUUGAACCGUUCGAUAAAGAACGUGUUAAAUACUAUAAAUCAGAAUAUCUUAAUAUAAACGGUCAAAAUAUAGAUCGUGCGUGCCAAGAAUCGGACGUUAUCGUAAAAAUCGGGAAUAGUUUUUGUAAUGUAACGUCGUUGAGUAGGCAACAAUUAACAUGUAGACCUCCGGAAGCUCAACCCAUGGGAAUAGGAGAAAAUGGUGAGCCAAAUGCGGAAGUUCUACCCGAAGUAGUCGUGAUUGUUGGUGGAACUUUAAAAUUCAAUAUUGGGAGUUUAUCGUAUUCCUCACCUCAAGGGCUGAAUGCCCCGAUCUCACAAUCAACAAUACUUAGUGUGAUAAUUGUUAGCAUAGUCGUAUUUCUUGUGUUCAUCGGAUUUUUGAUAGCUUAUCGAAGAAAAUCAACGGAAAGUAAUCGGGUACUUAAAAAUAUGCAAGAACAAAUGGAUAUAUUAGAAUUACGUGUCGCGGCCGAAUGCAAAGAAGCAUUCGCCGAAUUACAAACUGAAAUGACUGACCUAACCAGCGAUUUAACGUCUGGUGGCAUUCCAUUCCUAGAUUAUUGUACUUACGCCAUGAAGAUCCUCUUUCCGAAUGUUGACGAUCACGUUGUUUUACAAUGGGAUCGCCCUGAACUUUUACGCAAAGAACGCGGCUUGAAACAAUUCGGACAGUUGAUCAUGAACAAAACCUUCCUGCUGCUCUUCAUCAGAACUUUGGAAAGUAAUCGUUACUUUUCUAUGAGGGACCGGGUCAACGUUGCAUCGUUAAUAAUGGUUGCUUUGCAAAGUAAGAUGGAGUACUGCACUGAUAUUCUUAAGACUUUACUUGCCGAAUUAAUCGAAAAAUGUAUUGAUGGCAAAAGUCAUCCAAAACUACUCCUGAGACGUACUGAAAGCGUUGCUGAAAAAAUGCUUAGCGCAUGGUUCACAUUCCUUCUUUAUAAAUUUCUACGCGAAUGUGCCGGAGAACCUCUUUAUAUGUUAUUCCGUGCGGUUAAACAACAGGUAGACAAAGGACCUGUUGAUGCCAUCACUUCAGAAGCCAGAUAUUCACUCAGCGAAGAAAAAUUAAUAAGACAAUCAAUUAACUUUAAACCAAUGACUGUACAUGUAUCCAUAUCGCAACAAGCUGUUUAUGUAGAUCACAAUGAUAAUGUGCCAGUUAAAGUUUUGGAUUGCGACACAAUCAGCCAAGUUAAAGAAAAGGCUUUAGAUGCCAUUUAUAGAGCAACUCCUAAUUCUCAAAGACCACGUAAAGAAGAUUUAGACCUUGAAUGGCGAACUGGUCAAUCAGGUAGAUUAAUAUUAUACGACGAAGACAGUACAACAAAAAUUGAGGGUGAUUGGAAGCGUCGAAAUACUUUACAACAUUACAAAGUUCAAGACGGUGGUUUAUUGACUUUAGUACCAAAACAAAGUUCGAUAUACAAUUUUAGUAUUCUGUCAGAAAAGAAUGAUAAGUCGCAUAAGUAUGAGACGUUGAAUAUUAACAAGUUCAGCUCGGCGAGUCCUCCAUUGAGCCGCGCGACGAGUCCUUUAAACAACGAUCACGAUACCAGCGUAAAAGUCUGGCAUUUAGUGAAGCACCAUGACAACGAUGCACAAAAAGAGGGUGAACGCGGCAACAAAAUGGUUUCGGAAAUUUAUUUAACACGUCUAUUAGCCACUAAGGGCACGCUGCAAAAAUACGUCGACGAUUUGUUUGAGACCAUUUUCAGUACGGCUCAAAGAGGCAAUGUGCUUCCGUUGGCUAUUAAAUAUAUGUUCGAUUUCCUGGACGACCAGGCUCUACACCACGGCAUUUCCGACCCUGAGGUAGUACACACCUGGAAGAGCAACUCGUUACCUCUUAGGUUUUGGGUCAACCUAAUCAAAAAUCCCAACUUCGUUUUCGACAUUCACAAAUCGAAUAUCGUCGAUUCUUGUUUAUCUGUCGUUGCUCAAACUUUUAUGGACUCAUGUUCUACUUCCGAUCAUAGACUAGGCAAAGAUUCACCAAGUUCAAAAUUAUUGUAUGCAAAAGACAUUCCAUGCUACAAAGAAUGGGUUGAUAGAUAUUACUCAGAUAUUAAGAGAAUGACUGCAAUUUCUGAUCAGGAUAUGAAUGCUAUGCUAGCAGAAGAAUCUAGGCUUCAUAGUACAGAGUUCAAUUUAAAUUGUGCAUUACAUGAGCUGUAUAUGUAUGCGGUAAAAUACAACGAACAGCUGACGGUGACAUUAGAAGAAGAUGAAUUUUCGCAACGACAACGGUUGGCUUACAAACUAGAGCAAGUCCACAAAAUAAUGGAAGAUGGGCAACCGUGAUACUGGCCAGACCUGACGCGGCCGUCCGCGCCACCCAUUUCGCCGGUCGCAUCUCCGACGGCCGCACAGGAAUUGGCCUGCUGAUGGCCGUAAUGAACAACAAAAACCCCCUUGAAUCACCGACCGAUGCGGACGUCAACAGUCAACACAACAAAAUAUUAAUCACUUAAAAAAAAUUAAAAUUAUGAAGGGAAAUGGAAGAAAAAAAGAAAUGUGUAUUGAAAGAAAAAAAAGUUUAAGAAAGAAAAUUAAAAAAAAAACAGCUAUACAUAUCCAGCGGACUUUCUAUAUGUGUUGUUGGAUCGCCGUUUAAUAAUCGUUCAGUGUCGGAUGGCGCGCACUCAAGUGACUCUAAAAGUGCCUCUGGUAGGAUUUUUGAGUGGUGUGCUGUCCUCAAUAUUAAAAUUAGUGUACUAUAUAUUUUUACGAAUACAACCAGUCUGUUCAUUGCUUUGCUAUGCUGAAUCUCCGGCGUACGUCCGAUAUUCCGUAUAUCGAUAUUUACGUAUUAUCACGAAAGAACAAAAAGAAAAUAAUAAUUGAAACGACGCUUUUUUGAUAACUGUAUGAUGCAUGUACCUUUUCGAAAAGGGCUCCACAUCAUAUCACUUCAAAACCUACAUUUUUAAUCAAUUUUUUUAUAUUAUACGUAUAGUCAUGUUGUUUUUAGUCAUGUUUUUAAUUAAUUUUUUAAUUUUGUAAUAAUUUUUAAGUAUAAAAAAUGUAAUCUAUUAAUUUUUAAUUUUAUUAUGAAUUGAUUCCAAAACUAUACUCAAAUGUAUAACCUAAACUUUUCUUUUAAUUGAAUGGAUAUGUAGGUGGAGCUCUUAAAAAUAAACGCGUAAUCCCCUUGUACAGUUUUGGAUAUUUUUAUAUUUUAUUUCAAUGCAAUCGUAAACGAUUGUCUUCCGCGACGAAGGAAGCAGCAGGGUGUAGUGUUUAUUUGCGACCUUUCAAUCAAAAAGAAUUAAAAAAAAAUGGAAAGAAAGAAAUCGUCGGUGUCCCAACCUGUACAUACUGUGCACGGGUCGUUUCAGUGUGGUCUGUGUACGCGUAACAAGGCUGUGUACAUUUAAGUAGCGAACAGUACUGACUUGCCCCCCGAAAAAAAAAACGGGAGCAACGGAACAGAAAAUCAGAUGGCGUUGCCGUACCAGCUCCGUUCACCUGUGUUCCUCCACUCCUCUAUAGUUAUCGUGUACAUUCAAAUACGUAUAAUGUUUUCAGGCUGUAAUUUUAUUAUCGAUAAUGAUAGGACUAUCCAAGACAAAAACUCGGAGAAAUCACGACUUUUAAAAAAUUGUCUUGGAAAAUCCUAUUAAGCUGUAGACAAGCUUGGGGAUUGGACGUAAAAAAAUAAAUAAAAGAAAAAAUAUGUGUACGAUUAAUGUGUGUAAUAGUAACUAGAAAUACUCGUUAAAUAGACCUUUGCUGCGUUUUCAUUAAAAAAAUACGAAUCGUAACCGUCCUUGUGAAAGAGCAAAGAAAAAAAUGAAGGCGAUAAGCCUCCUAAGAGACGCGCAAAAACACGCCCGCAAUUCGAUCGUAAUCCUCAAAUUUGUUUACGGGAACUGCGUUGUCCAGCGCCAGUGACGAGCUAAAGAUGCAAGACCACCCAUUUCGACCGCCCCCCCUCAUCAGCAGCGCAUUCAUUUGCCAACGAUUUUUCAAUUCUUUCGCUUCGAUUGCGAUCAUUCUCGCGUUUCGCAUUUGCGUUAUCGUUUUAUAUCUCUCUGGUUCAAAACUGGCUUGGCUGGCACGCAGCGAUUAAUUGUACAUAUUCGUCUGUGUGCACGGUGUAUCAAAAAAAAAAAUAGUACUGUGUGUAAACCUGAUUGAUAAUAUGAAUGGUAAUGUACCACCUAUAUGUUAUAAAAGACUGAAUGGAGUUAUUUCAAAUACUAAAUAGAAAAAAAACAUCUCUAUC
Onthophagus taurus is the source of this 8125-nucleotide messenger RNA. It is a transcript of the gene PlexA, whose product is annotated as Plexin A. Lineage: Eukaryota; Metazoa; Arthropoda; Insecta; Coleoptera; Scarabaeidae. The record is from RefSeq and is a predicted model, not a curated record. Gene Ontology annotation, cellular component: semaphorin receptor complex; plasma membrane. Gene Ontology annotation, molecular function: protein binding; semaphorin receptor activity. Gene Ontology annotation, biological process: semaphorin-plexin signaling pathway; regulation of cell migration.